This is a messenger RNA of Trichechus manatus latirostris (Florida manatee), 1726 nucleotides long. RefSeq names its product matrilin 3 (gene MATN3). The record is from RefSeq and is a predicted model, not a curated record. Gene Ontology annotation, molecular function: calcium ion binding. The transcript is spliced from 8 exons. Lineage: Eukaryota; Metazoa; Chordata; Mammalia; Sirenia; Trichechidae. The coding region runs from base 1 to 1458 and encodes 485 amino acids.
AUGCCGCGCCACCUCCUGAGAAGCCUCCUGCUGCUCUUGCCACUGCUGCUGCUGCCGCCCCCCGCGGCCCCGGGCUCCCUGGCCCGCCGCUCUCCCGCCGCCCUCCCGUGGUCCCGGAGGCUGGGGACCCGCGGGCCAGCGGGCAGCCCCGGGCGCCGCCCCGCUCCCACAGACGCACCCUCUUUGCGAGUCAGCGAGCCCGGCGGGGCCCGCGGCGCAGGUGUUUGCAAGAGCAGACCCUUGGACUUGGUGUUUAUUAUCGAUAGUUCUCGCAGUGUCCGGCCACUGGAAUUCACCAAAGUGAAAACCUUUGUCUCCCAGAUAAUUGACACUCUGGACAUCGGGGAGGCAGACACGCGGGUGGCAGUGGUGAACUAUGCUAGCACCGUGAAGAUCGAGUUCAACCUCCAGGCCUACUCAGAUAAGCAAUCCCUGAAACAGGCCGUGGCUCGAAUCACACCCUUAUCAACAGGCACCAUGUCGGGCCUGGCCAUCCAGACAGCAAUGGAUGAAGUCUACACAGUGGAGGCAGGAGCUCGGGGGUCCAACUCCAAUAUCCCUAAAGUGGCCAUCAUUGUGACAGAUGGGAGGCCCCAGGACCAGGUGAACGAGGUGGCAGCUCGGGCUCGGGCAUCUGGUAUUGAACUCUAUGCUGUGGGCGUGGACCGGGCAGACAUGGAGUCCCUCAAGAUGAUGGCCAGUGAGCCCCUAGACGAUCACAUUUUCUACGUGGAGACCUAUGGGGUCAUUGAGAAACUUUCCUCUAGAUUCCAGGAAACUUUUUGUGCUGUGGACGCGUGUGUGCUUGGCACGCACCAGUGCCAGCAUGUGUGUAUCAGUGAUGGAGAAGGCAAGCACCAUUGUGAGUGUAGCCAAGGAUAUGCCUUGAAUGCUGAUAAAAAAACAUGUUCAGCUGUUGACAAGUGUGCUCUUAACACUCAUGGAUGUGAACACAUUUGUGUGAAUGACAGACCUGGCUCUUAUCAUUGUGAGUGCUACGAAGGUUAUACCUUGAAUGAAGACAGAAAAACCUGUUCAGCUCAAGAUAAAUGUGCUUCUGGUACACAUGGGUGUCAGCACAUUUGUGUGAGUGACGGAGCUGGGUCCCAUCACUGUGAAUGCUAUGAGGGUUACACUCUGAAUGAAGACAAAAAAACAUGUUCAGUACAUAACAAGUGUGCUCUGGGUACUCAUGGCUGCCAACACAUUUGUGUGAGUGACGGGGCAGAGUCCUACCACUGUGAUUGUCACCCUGGCUACACCUUGAAUGAAGAUAAGAAGACAUGUUCAGCCACUCAAGAAGUACGAAGACUCAUUUCCACUGCAGAUGCUUGUGGGUGUGAAGUCACACUGGCAUUCCAAGAGAAGGUCAGCUCAUAUCUUCAGAGACUGAACACAAAACUUGAUAACAUUUUGAAGAAGUUGCAAGUAAAUGAAUAUGGACAAGUACAUCGUUAAAUUGCUCAAAUUUUCACCUGGAAAUGCGGAGAACUUGGUGUAUUUAAUGCUCAUUCAUUUUUUUCAUGCUUAAUUAUCUCCAAUGUGCCUGAUAAUAAUUUGUCAUUACAAAUGCUUGACAUUACUGGAUAAAUAGUUAAAUGAUCUUCAGUUGAAUCAGUUUCUUUUUUUUUUCCAAGGAAAUGAAUGUCCAGAACCUUAUUAACAGCAACUUUUAGUGUCUCUAAACUAUGACUGUGAAAUGUCUGAUAGGAAAUAGAAUGAAAAG